AUGAACGUUAUUCAGAAGAAAAUGCAAGAUAGAGGUGACGACAUAAUAUCGCAGAAGUCUUUGGAUGUAGUGAAAAUACUUAUACAUUUUUUAAAAGAGCAUGCUAGAGUGGAAGGAUUAUUUCGACGAGCAGGACGUCGUGAGGUUCGACGACAUAUUCUGAAUUCUCUAAAGAAAGGCCAUAAACCGCAUUUUGAAAAUUCAAAUAAUGUUGCUCUGGAAUGUGCGGCAGCUUUACAAAUUUUUCUUAGCCGCUUAAAGAAACCAAUUAUGCCGCAGCACGUGCAAGAAUUGAUUCUUGCUGAUAAUCCAGGUGUAGAAGCACAAGUUAUUGCACAAGAUGCUCUAGGACUUAUUAGACAGGAUGUCGGUGGUCGUCAUUGCGAGCUCUUGACUCAUGUUUUGGAUCUUUUAAGGCACUUAACUCUUUCAGGACCUCCUUCUGAAUGUUCCGAAUUGCGCGGAUCUCCAUUACCUGUUGCACUUUUACCAGUGUUUUUUAAUUUAUCCCCUAGUGAUUUAAUAAGAUGGAAACAAGUGGCGGCCAGAUUCAGCGAAUUAAUUACGGAAGCCGCUGCGCAACUCCGUCGCGAUGUACAACAUGGCAUUUAUACGGAAACUAUAAAUUCCAUGACGAAUUACAUCGAUGUCACGUUGGUGAGAUGGCACGUGUUCUUAUUACACCGUUACAACACCCGAUCGUUGGAAGGUUACAUCCGACAAUUGCUAAUCCUAAUUAAAAAUUUUAUAACAAUCGUACAAAUGUGCAAAGUAUUUUUAGAUGCAAAUUACUGUAUUUAUAUUGUCAUAAUUUUGUUUAUGUAAAUUGA
Molecule: messenger RNA, 830 nt
Organism: Acromyrmex echinatior (Panamanian leafcutter ant)
Lineage: Eukaryota; Metazoa; Arthropoda; Insecta; Hymenoptera; Formicidae
Biological process (GO): signal transduction
Source: RefSeq, a predicted model, not a curated record